Messenger RNA from Wyeomyia smithii (pitcher-plant mosquito), 1013 nucleotides. Its product is annotated as hatching enzyme 1.2-like. The transcript is spliced from 3 exons. The record is from RefSeq and is a predicted model, not a curated record. NCBI's taxonomy places the organism in Eukaryota, Metazoa, Arthropoda, Insecta, Diptera, Culicidae. The coding region runs from base 98 to 853 and encodes 251 amino acids. Gene Ontology annotation, biological process: proteolysis. Gene Ontology annotation, molecular function: metalloendopeptidase activity; zinc ion binding.
ACGCUUAGCAGUGGUACGAGUGCAGCUCCCGAUACAAUUCGGACUAUUGAUAGUCGUUUGUUUAGGAGCUUCCAUAAACACAGUUGAGGAAGAGUCAAUGGUGUUCGAUUUGUCAUCACUUGGUGAAGGGAUUUACACAUUUAGAAAUGGUAGUAGCAUGAAAUCUGUUAAUCAGCAGCCAGACGGCUUCGAGCGAGAAGAUUCCAAUCCCGAGGAAAUGGGCAGCUUCGUGGAAGGCGACAUUUAUCAACCGUUUGUUCCGAAGAAUGCAGUGAAAUUCAAAAGUAAAAAGUGGUUGAAGGCGACGAUUCCCUACGAGAUUAGUAAUGAUUUCAGUCUCUCUGAGCUGCAGAGAAUUCGCAAUGCUUUCCAAAUCUUUCAUAAAAAGACCUGCAUACGAUUCGCUCCAAGAUCCACACAACAAGAUUACAUUGCAAUAGAAGGUUCCACAAGUGGCUGCUGGUCCACCGUUGGGCGGGCGGGCGGCAAACAAAUUCUCAACCUUCAACGUAAUGUCUGUAUUCGUCGAACGGGCACAAUUCUGCACGAAUUGAUGCACGUUUUGGGAUUCUUCCACGAACACACUCGCCACGAUAGGGACAAUUAUGUGGCGGUUAAUGUGAAAAACAUAAAACCUGAUUCGGUGGGUAAUUUCCGAAAAGAGCUUCAGGACAGAACCACAACUCAUGGUAUACCGUACGACUUGGGCAGCGUUAUGCAUUACUCAUCGACGGCGUUUAGCUGGAAUGGGAAUCCAACGAUUGUGCCAAAGGUAAAAUUUGCUGGAAAGAUUGGUCAGCGUAACGGAUUUUCUUCUAAAGACAUACAAAGCAUCAUUACAAUGUAUUGUUGAUUAUUUGUUAUAAAUAAUAACUAAAAACUUUGAAAGGAACUUCCUUGCUAAGUUGCUGCUAAAUCAAUAGCAACUGAUCUUCAUUUACACCGAAUUAUUGAACUAGUCACUGUAAUGCUUCCCAUGAUUCCAUAGUUAAAAUAAACUACCAUGUGUUUCU